Molecule: messenger RNA, 690 nt
Organism: Closterium sp. Naga37s-1
Lineage: Eukaryota; Viridiplantae; Streptophyta; Zygnematophyceae; Desmidiales; Closteriaceae
Source: the annotation of a GenBank genome assembly
AUGGACGCGCCUCCGAAGCGUCUCUUCACAGGCUGCAUUUUUUUCAACAACACGGCGCCCAUGGGGGGUGGUGCUGUCAACAUCGACGCAGCCACCUUUGAUGCAUUCGGCCUCACUGACCGCGUGCCGGCGCUCACCUUCCUGCGCUGUAGCUUCAACGGCAACAGCGCGCUGACGCAUGUGGGCGGGGCGGUUAGGGUGGCCGGGACAGCCAGGCUGCGGUUUGAGAGUUACGCUUCUGGGGGAGCAGUUAACUCCAAAGUCGCCGCCCUCACGUUCGUCAAAGCCAACCUAUUGAGCAACAAGGCCCACGGCGCUGCCGCUGUCAGCGGCGUCACCUCUGGCGCAGGCUGCGCCGUCUACGCCGCUGCCUCGGGAACAAACACCGAGGCUGCUCUGCGCUUCUGCUCGACAACCUCCUUCCAGUAUAACAGCGCCAGAGUUGUGGACGGGGCCAACCUGUAUCUGGAAGCGGGCGUGGUCGGGUCGCGGUGGGCGGCUGUGUUGGCGUUUUGCGGCUGUAGCAAGCCGAGUGGGAGUGUGGUGCCAACGAGUGGGUGGCAGCUGGUGACCAGUUGCUCAUCCAGUACCUCGGGUGGCCACACUCCUCGUUUGAGUCGACUCAAAAGUCUUCUUGGUGCCCACACUCCUCUUCUCCCUCAUGCUCCCUUGCGCAUUCCUCUGGCAUGA